GUCAACUCAGCUAAUAAUGAUGGCAAGACCCCAUUGCACCUGGCUACUGAAGCUGGACACGAAUUAAUAGUCAAGUUGCUCUUAAAAAAAGGAGCUGCAGAGUCAGUCAAUUUGGCUAAUAAUAACGGCAAGACCCCGUUGCACCUGGCCACUAAAGCCGGAUACGAAUCAGUAGUUAAGUUGCUUGUGAUCCUAAGCAGCGAA
Hyaloscypha bicolor E is the source of this 204-nucleotide messenger RNA. RefSeq names its product ankyrin. The transcript has a single exon. Gene Ontology annotation, molecular function: protein binding. The record is from RefSeq and is a predicted model, not a curated record. The annotation marks the transcript as partial. Lineage: Eukaryota; Fungi; Ascomycota; Leotiomycetes; Helotiales; Hyaloscyphaceae.